AUGACACUCCCUCUUAUUCCUCUGGAAAUUCUCGACUCCAUAUUCAGCCACCCCGCGUCUCUGGAGAAGCUAAACUACAACCAGCAACCUUACAACACAUUCCUGCGGGCUAUAGUCACCAACCCAGGCCGAGCUAAAUACGUUGAAGAGCUCAACACAUCAAAUGUAACUGAAGAUGACCCUUGCGACAUCUCAGAGGACGACAUUCAAUUCUUCCAGUCAGUCUCGAACCUCUCAAUUCCCGACGAAUUCAAAGAUCACCUAAAUAAGGGAAUAAAGGAAGGAUACAGCGACGCAAUGCUGACUCUUCUACUCUACAAGCUACCCAAUCUGAAGAAUCUAUUCCUAUACCACCCGACAUCUGCGAUCUGA
This is a messenger RNA of Penicillium mononematosum, 372 nucleotides long. RefSeq lists its product as uncharacterized. The record is from RefSeq and is a predicted model, not a curated record. NCBI's taxonomy places the organism in Eukaryota, Fungi, Ascomycota, Eurotiomycetes, Eurotiales, Aspergillaceae. The transcript is spliced from 2 exons. Bases 1 to 372 code for a protein of 123 amino acids.